Molecule: messenger RNA, 543 nt
Organism: Aspergillus pseudoviridinutans
Lineage: Eukaryota; Fungi; Ascomycota; Eurotiomycetes; Eurotiales; Aspergillaceae
Exons: 3
Coding region: 1-543 (180 amino acids)
Source: RefSeq, a predicted model, not a curated record
AUGCCUGAAUCCUCCUUCUCUAUCCGCAGUCGUCGCAGCGACGAGCUCAUGCGACUGGCGGACCAGCACAUGCAACAUGAUCUGCGACCCGAAGAUCGCGACGUGCUCAAAAACGCCGCCUCCAGAGUAUCUCUCUGGACCACCGUGGGCUCGGCAGUUGGCAUAGGCCUCGGUCUCUAUGUCGCGUUCCGACUACGAAGCACGCGCAAGGCUUUCUUCGAGGCAUUCCGCGCAGCGGAGAAACCCACGCAGGUGGUGUUUUCCGAUGGUCGAACCGAAACAAUCCCUGAUAUUACCCCAUUAUUGAAGCCGACAACAUGGGGAGACUUUGCGACGUAUUUCUUUGCUUCCGCGGGUGGACUGUUCUUGGGUGGGGAGCUGGGCUUCUUUUCCGGAGCGGCCAGUGGAAGUCGCAGCAUUACAAAGGACCCUGAGCAAAGAAAACGCAUCGAGACCGCAUUCCGGAAGUUCAGAGCAGACGUGCUGCGCAAGGAAGCGGACGCAUUGGACCGCGAUCAGAAUGUCUUUGACAAAAUGUUCUAG